Molecule: messenger RNA, 1284 nt
Organism: Fusarium musae
Lineage: Eukaryota; Fungi; Ascomycota; Sordariomycetes; Hypocreales; Nectriaceae
Exons: 1
Coding region: 1-1284 (427 amino acids)
Molecular function (GO): UDP-glycosyltransferase activity
Source: RefSeq, a predicted model, not a curated record
AUGAAGAUCCUCCUCCACUCUCACUUCCCAGCCGGCCAUGCCUACCCAAUGCAAGCUGUAGCCCAAUCCCUCAUCCGCCGCGGUCACCAAGUAACAUGGCUCACCAGCGCCUCCAACGAAGCCCGCGUCCUCGCCGUAGGCGCAACAUUCGUCCCGACAAGCGCCAUAGCCAUCAUCGAUGAGCCCCUUAUCGCCGCUAAUGAGACUGGAAUUCUCGACAGGGAGUACUCGCGGCUUCAGAUCAGGCUUCUGGCGCAGGUGACGGAUUACCGUCGGGUGUUGAGGGACUUUAAAGCAGAUGUUCUUCUCGUCGAUGUGAUGCCGUAUGGAGCGAGAGCUUUGUGUGAGCUUGGCGAGGUUCCGGUCUAUGCGACGCUGGGGGUGAUUCCGAUGUACAUGUCGAGUUGGGGAGCGCCUCAGGCUGUUUCGGGGGAGGGUCCGGCGACGUCGUGGGUUGGAUUGAUCUGGAAUCAUAUUCUUCAUCUUAUUAGCCAGUGGAUUCUUCUGCCGUUGCUUUUGAGGCCGAUCAUAAAUGCCCAGAGGAGGGAAUUGGGCUUGAAGGACUUGUCGUAUGGGGAGCCGAUCGAGGCUUUCACUUACAGCCCCUAUCUCCACAUCCAGGCUUCGUCGCCGUCGCUGGAGUUCAAGUUACUGCCGAAGCCGCCGAAACAGCGGGAGCAUACUAAGUUCGUUGGACCGGUAGUUACCCAAGUACCAACCAGUCUUGCCCAGCUACCCCCUGACUGGGAUGAGAUAGUUGCGCAUCCUCGUGUUGUUGGUAUUACACAAGGCACUUUAGCCAUGGACCCAACAUCCUUGAUCAUACCCGCGAUUGAGGCGCUCUCUGAUGAUCCAGAUCUGCUUCUUGUAGUCGCUUCGCCACAUGUAGAAGAGAUCACAUCGAGAAUAGGGGAGCCGCCAAAUGUGCGCUUCAUCAGAUGGAUACCGUACCAUCUCUUCCUCCCACAGCUCUGCCUCCUCAUCACCAACGGCGGUUACGGAAGCAUAACGCAAGCGCUGUCGCAUAAAGUGCCACUGAUCUGCGCUGGGCAAACAGAGGAUAAGAAGGACACAGCAGCACGGGUCAGCUGGGCAAGAGCAGGCAUCGAUUUGCAGACGGAUAAUCCUUCAACGGAACAGGUUCGAACGGCGGCGAGGACGAUACUGGACGAUCCAGGCUUCGUGGAGAGGGCGGGGCAUCUGGGUGACGAACUCAAUGAACUUGGCGGCGCGGAACGAGCUUCGGAGCUUUUGGAGGAACUGGUAGAAUCUAGAGCAAGAUAA